Molecule: messenger RNA, 1489 nt
Organism: Penaeus monodon (black tiger shrimp)
Lineage: Eukaryota; Metazoa; Arthropoda; Malacostraca; Decapoda; Penaeidae
Product: glutamine synthetase-like
Exons: 3
Coding region: 112-1212 (366 amino acids)
Cellular component (GO): cytoplasm
Molecular function (GO): glutamine synthetase activity
Source: RefSeq, a predicted model, not a curated record
AAGGACACACCCCCUCCACGUUCAUAUAAAGCCUAUCUUACUAGUUCGGUAAGUUCACACGGCACUGCACGUUCCUUCAGAAUUCAUUCCGCCUCCCGUAAUACUCCAAAGAUGGCCUUCCAGAACCUAGGAACCGUCCCCAACAAGACGGUACUUGACAGGUACAUGAGACUGGAACUCCCCGAGGACAAAUGCCAGGCCAUGUACGUGUGGGUGGACGGCAGCGGGGAGAACCUACGCUCCAAGACCCGUACCCUUAACUUCAUUCCCAAGGCCCCUGAGGAGCUCCCGAUCUGGAACUUCGACGGGUCGUCCACGGGCCAGGCCGAGGGCAGCAACAGCGACGUGUAUCUGCACCCGGUGGCGCUCUACCGGGACCCCUUCAGACUGGGCAACAACAAGCUUGUGCUCUGCGAGACCUACAAGCACGACAAGACCCCGACGGACACGAACCGCCGGCGGAAGUGCGUCGAGGUCAUGACGAAGGCGGCCGCUGAGCACCCCUGGUUCGGCAUGGAGCAGGAGUACACGCUCCUCGACGUCGACAACCAUCCCCUGGGUUGGCCCAAGAACGGCUACCCGGGGCCUCAGGGACCCUACUACUGCGGCGUCGGGGCCAGCAAGGUCUACGGGCGCGACGUGGUGGAGGCCCACUACAGAGCCUGCCUCUACACGGGCAUCAACAUCUCGGGAACCAACGCGGAGGUCAUGCCCGCCCAGUGGGAGUUCCAGGUGGGUCCCUGUGAAGGCAUCACGAUGGGCGACGACCUCUGGAUGGCGAGGUACCUCCUGCACAGAGUCGCUGAAGAUUUUGGUGUCGUCGUGUCCCUGGAUCCAAAACCCAUCCCCGGCGACUGGAACGGCGCCGGCAUGCACACCAACUUCUCCACGGACGCCAUGAGGAAUCCCAACGGCAUCCUGGCCAUCGAGACGGCGAUCGAGAAGCUUGGGAAGGUUCACGCCGCCCACAUCAGGGCCUACGACCCCCACGGAGGCAAGGACAACGAGCGCCGCCUCACGGGACUCCACGAGACGUCGUCCAUCCACGACUUCUCCGCCGGCGUGGCCAACAGGGGCGCCUCCAUCCGCAUCCCCAGGGGCGUGGCCGAGGAGAAGACGGGCUACCUGGAGGACCGCCGCCCCUCGUCCAACGCCGACCCCUACGUCGUGUCCGAGAGGCUCGUCCGCACCAUCUGCCUCGACGAGUCCUAACGACGGAGGCGAAGACGGAGGCGGGAAGAAUCUGAGGGAUUUUAGACAUUUUAGGUUUGCGUGAGAGAUUUGUGCUAAUUUAAAAAUGUAAUUUUAUAGAAGUGAUGAGUGAGUACUUUUAAUACUGUUAAAAAAUCGAUGAACAAGUGCCUUUUAGAGUUUUGCUUUCGAUGAUCUAUGAAAAUUAUUUACUAUUUUAAAUAUUUUUUAGGUUGAUACACACAGGAAGAUUUUAACUUGGAUUUUAACUACUCAUCAAUAUAAAGGAAAAGAAUAA